Molecule: messenger RNA, 1101 nt
Organism: Striga asiatica
Lineage: Eukaryota; Viridiplantae; Streptophyta; Magnoliopsida; Lamiales; Orobanchaceae
Source: the annotation of a GenBank genome assembly
AUGGAUGUGAUGAUGGGGUCGUCGUUGGCGAUGGUGGUUUGCGUCGGCCAUUUUGAGGUGGCGAUUGGAGAGAAGAACGUGCUGAAAACGAUCAGCCUGGUAUUUCGGCAAAACGAGCAUAUGUCGGAGCUCGACUUGCGUGAUGAGGGGCACGGGCGUUGUCAUAUACAGUCUGGUGCUUUGGAGAAGAGAGAAAAAGAGAGAGGGAAGAGGAUGAGAACGAGAGAUGCUUCACUGGCCACCGCCGCCAUCAAUCACCAUUUCCGGCGCUUCUCCACCGCCGCGCUCCUCCAGGAAGCGGACAACCCCAUUCUGCUCACCUACCUGGAGGGAUUGCCCAGGCCUGACCCUAAGCACGACGAAACCAUCCACGCGAUCCCACGCGCUCUCUCCGGCAAGAACAUAGCCGCCAAAGAGAGGAAUUUGGGCCGUGUUCCAAGUAUCGUCUUCGAGGCGGAAGAUGGCCAGCACGGCGGCAACAAGCGCCUCAUUUCCGUACAGAGCAAUCAGAUAAAGAAGCUUGUGGAUCACUUGGGUCGGUCCUUCUUUCUCUCCAGGCUUUUUGAUCUGGAGGUCCGGCCCGAGUUCGGGUCGGAUGAUAUAAUCGAAAAACUACAUCUUCACGCAGGCACUGAUGCAGUGCUUAAUGUCACGUUCAUCAGAGCCCCAUCAGAUGCUUGGUUAAAGGUCGAUGUUCCUCUUCUCUACAGAGGAGAUGAUGUCUCCCCUGGACUCAAGAAAGGGUCAUCUUUGAACAUCAUCAAGAGAACUGUUCAAUAUCUCUGCCCAGCAGAUGUCAUCCCACCCUACAUUGAUGUGGAUUUAAGCGAGCUUGAUGUUGGCGAGAAGAUUAUUGCUGGGAAUUUGAACGUUCAUCCAGCGCUUAAGCUACUAAUAUCAAAAGAUGAAGUUGUGGUCAAAAUCAUGGGUUCUAGGGUUUCUGACCAGAAGAAAUCCAAGGGCCUGUGGCCGACCAAAAUCUUCCCAUUUCAAGACUUUGAAGAGUUUGUUUUUAGUAUAGUAGGGUUUAUGGGAGAAGCUAUAUCACAACUAUCUGCAAAAGAAGUGAUGCCAGCGUACGCUCAUGAUGUUGAUGGUUAA